This is a messenger RNA of Drosophila takahashii, 2112 nucleotides long. Its product is annotated as neprilysin-4-like. The record is from RefSeq and is a predicted model, not a curated record. Gene Ontology annotation, molecular function: metalloendopeptidase activity. Gene Ontology annotation, biological process: protein processing. Gene Ontology annotation, cellular component: plasma membrane. NCBI's taxonomy places the organism in Eukaryota, Metazoa, Arthropoda, Insecta, Diptera, Drosophilidae.
AUGCUUAAGAGGCAGAACGCAAUGCGAUUAAUCUUCAUUUUCAUUACUGGUCACGUGCUAAUGGCCUUGACCUUAGCGGCCCCCACAAGGGAAGAUGAUCUCCACCAGGAUACGCCCUACAUCAAGGAACUACUAAGACAGGCCAAAGCGGCGGAAAUCGAGAGCUUCAUGGACCAAAAGGCCGAUCCAUGCAGCGAUUUCUAUACCUUUUCCUGCGGCAACUACAAACGCAUCAACUCGGCUUCGAGCUUACAGGAGAUCACAACAGGAGUAUUCGAGACUCUGACCAAUGGCCUCAACAGGAAGAUCCUAAAGAUGCUCAACACGGCGCAUGAUAUUCAUGACUCUCCGGAGGAUAUUCAGGUGAAGCACUUCUAUGAGUCCUGUCUACGGAUCAAGGAGCUCAACUACCCCGAAAAGCUGAAGAAACUUAUUGCGGAGUUUGGAACGAUGCCGUUGCUGGAGGGAUCCUCCUGGAAGGAGGAGGAUUUCGACUGGCUGGGAACUACCGCUCGCAUUUCCCACCGUUACGGAAUAAGGCCCAUCAUAGGUGUGGAUGUAUCCAAGGACUUCGCUAGCAACCAAAGGAAUCGAGUCUACAUAGGUCAGCAGGAGUUCCCCCUUGAGUCGCGAUCCAUGUAUCUGGACAACAAAACCCUUAUCUAUCGAGAGAAGUACCUUAGUACUAUCCAAAGGAUUCUACAACGAUUUCCGGCCGUGAAGUCGGAGCUAGCAAAAAAAACGGCUAGGGAGCUGCUCGACUUUGAGGUUGACCUCGCUCAAGGAUUGUUGGAUGAAAGCGAAGGCCUGGGAAUUGAAGAAAUAACCGAACUACUUACUGUCCCCGAAAUGCAAAAACGGUAUUCCCCCAUUUUGGACAUCAAUCAAUUGAUAUCUUUGAGCUUGGGAGAGAGAGUCUCUGACCAAAUCUAUGAGUUCAACAAACGCUAUCAGCAAAACCUUGUUGAAGUCAUUAAACGAACGCCCAAGAGCACUGUUGCAAACUAUAUAUUUUUCCGCCUAAUUUAUGAGUUCGUAGAAACGCCUUCAGUCCCCUCGAAGAAGCAAAAGAAGGAUUGUGUGGAUCUCACCAAGAAGCUCUUCGCCGAGAGCCUGGAUAACAUGUUCUACCGUCGCUAUAACAACGAGAAAUCCUCCAGAGAAAUCGACGAGAUGUGGCGUCAAUUAAAGGCCACCUUCAAUGAGACCCUUCGAUCCAGUUCAGCUUUGGAUUGGAUAGAGCCACCCACUCGGAAACUGGCCAUUGCCAAGCUACAAGCCAUGACCCUGGAGAUAAACAAUUAUGCCAACUAUAACUUUACUGAAAAGUUUGCUGAUCUCAAUCUUCAGAGCUCCGACUACGUAGAAAACUUGCGACAAAGUCUAUUGGUGGGUGCGAAGCAAAUGCGAGAGUUGCUCCACAAGCCGGCAAAGCCACUGGAGGCGGGCUCCCAGCUAAGUUUCACCCCGGCCAACAUUCUGGUGGAGAACAUCAUCAAGGUGCCAGUGGCUUUGCUCCAACCCUUCUACAUUUGGUCCGAUGUCUACCCCAAUGCGGUGAUGUUCGGCACCUUGGCCUCGCUAAUUGGUCACGAGUUAAUCCAUGGGUUCGACGACAACGGAAGAAAGUUUGAUGCCAAGGGAAACUCGAAUGAUUGGUGGGACGAGAGGUCCAGCAGGAACUUUCUAGAACGACGACAAUGCUUCAUAGAACAGUAUGGCAGAUAUGUUUACGAUGGGAUUCAGCUUAAGGAGUCCACUGAGCAGUCGGAAAACAUUGCCGAUAAUGGGGGAAUGCGGCUGGCAUACACAGCCUACCAUAAUUGGUAUGAAAAACAGUUGACACGACCUAAUGGAAAUCAUUAUCUGGCCAAAGAGACCCUUCCCAACCUGCCCUACUCCGCAAAACAGCUGUUCUUCAUCAGCUUUGCUCAAAUCUGGUGCAACGAUGUACAUCCGCGAGUGAAAACCCUUCAAGUGUCAACCGAUACGCACUUUCCCGGAAAUCUCCGUGUUAUUGGAUCUCUAUCGAACUUUGAUGAGUUUUCUAAAGAGUUCAACUGUCCAGCCGGAUCCGCAAUGAAUCCCUCCGAGAAGUGCUUACUCUACUAG